Ceraceosorus bombacis is the source of this 1331-nucleotide messenger RNA. The record is from the annotation of a GenBank genome assembly. NCBI's taxonomy places the organism in Eukaryota, Fungi, Basidiomycota, Exobasidiomycetes, Ceraceosorales, Ceraceosoraceae.
AUGGUGAGUACCGCGCGAUAUUUAUUUACACCCUAGCCACGAGGGCUGGACCGUAGUGAGUUGACAUGUGCCCGCAACAUUUCGUCAUUCUCACAGGAUUACACAGACGUCGACCCGCCUCGCGGGCGCUCGUCGCUAUCGCCUGCCGAUGGCCACGCUCGAAGUCGCUCGCCCCCUCGUCGAUCAGCAAGAGACUCUGCCAGCCGCAGUCCGCUGCCCGAGAGAUCCCGUCGCGACCGUGACGAUGAAAGCCCACGCCGCAAUGGCGAUUCUAGCCGCAAGCGUAGUCGUAGUCCGGACUACAGGUCUCGGUGAGUAGAGUGUAUACAGCAAAAGGCUCUCGCUAAGUGAUCAAGAAGGCCUGCAAGCGCACACGCGAACACAAGAUUGUACGCAGUUCCCCUCUCCAAAGGGGCUGCUCACCAGUCUUUAGAUCGUCGUAUUCAUCGGCUCAUUCGAAUCGCUCUCUACCCUCUCCGCCCACAGCGAUCGCUCUCCACGUCCACGCACGCACCGCCCUCAACCGGGCCAGGAACCUGAGCCUUCCAAUGUGGUAGGCGUUUUCGGACUGUCCAUCCGCACCACCGAAGCAGAUCUUGAAGAACGCUUCUCUACAGCUGCUCCUGUAGAAAAGGUCGUGAUUGUUUACGAUGCUCGAGUGAGUAGCAACACGCCUUGUUGACGACUAUCUGCAUUGCAUUCUUACACGCACUUUUGGACUUCAAUCUCCAGAGCGGCCGCUCUCGCGGUUUUGGCUUCGUCACCUUGGCCGAUGUCGCUGGUGCUGAGGCAGCUAUCAAGGAGAUCAAUGGCGUGGUGAGUAUCAGGAGAAGAAACGUUCAAGCGCCCUGCCCUGUUGUUGCUCACUUCGUGAAAGACCGCUUUUUAAUCAGGAGCUCCACGGGCGCCCUCUUCGUGUCGACUUCAGUACGACCAGAAAGCCUCAUGACCCAACGCCUGGAGAGUACCGCGGCGUCGUCCGUCCAGAUGACAGAGCUCGCCCUCCUCCCGGCUUCCGUCCACCGCCACCUGGUUUCUACGGAGGAUAUCCGCCUUAUGGACCAAUGCCGCCGCGAGGCUACGGUCCACCUCCUGGGCCUUACGACUAUUACGCGCCUCCUCCUCCCUACGGUGGCGGCUUCUACAGACCUCGACCUCCCCCGUCGCACCGCAGGCCAGCUGACAGCGCCUCGGAAUGGCGUCGUCGCCCCAGCCCACCUCGCCGCCCCACCGACUCGAGAGACCGCUCUCGCAGCCCUAGCCGUCGUCGUCGCGAUUCGGGAAGCCCGCCACCUCGCCGCCGUCACCGCGACAGCCCAUCCCGCGACUAG